AUGUUGACCACUAAUCGCCCCAAUAUCAAUAUCAGUCACAUGGUGAUUCCUAUGGUUGACUCCAUCAAAAACCUCAGCAACCUCGAUUUUCUCGUAUCUGUUCCAUUUCAUCCACCUAUGUCUUAUCCUCCGAAGUCAAUCAUAUUCAUUGAUCAUAAACUCAGCACGGCAGCUGUAGCAAGAUACCUCAACACUCGUUUACCUGAGGCAGUUCGUCGUGUGUUCAAAUUUCAGCACCUCCAUUCCAGCAUGUCAACGGAGCAUAAUGAAAUGGUGUUCAACGAGUUCCGAAAGUCAAAUGGCCUUAUUCAGGGUGUAGUGGCAACUUCGGGUGCUUCAACUGGUAUCAAUGUUGCUGAUAUACGGCUCGUUAUCCAAUUUGGUAUCACAAUUGACAUUUGCGAACAUGAACAACGUGCUGGACAAGGGGGGCGGAACCGUCGGGCUUGCCUUGUCUUGAUGAUCACAGAAAAGUGGGCAUACAAGAGUCCCGAGAAUGUGCACGUCUCGCACAAAGGAAAGCCCACAGCAAAAGAACGACGUACAGAACCCACUAUGCUUGAGUUCGUGAACACUUCAACAUGUCGCCGACAAUUCUUAGCUGAGUAUAACAACGACACUACAGCUGAAGCUUUUGAGUAUGACAGUCCAUGUUGCUGCGAUCAGCAUCUUGAUUCUACCAACAUCGACUACUUUCUUCCCGGAACAACUUUGCCAUCAAUCGCUCUCAAAGCCAGACUUGAACUGGACACAAGUGGUGUCAAUGCACAAGCCCCGCCAAAGAAGACACAUAAAAGGUAUCGUCCGACGAAGCAGCGCCCAUUGUUGGAAGAACAGCUCAAAGCCUGGCGGACGAACAUCCUUUCCAACGACCCUGCUAUUCAGAGCUGGCCAGACGAGUGGGUUCUAUCUGAUCUGAGCAUAAGCAAGCUCGCACAAGAAGACGAGGCCAUUUUCAAAUCAUCUGCUGAUGUUGUCUCAUUUCUGGAGGAGAGCCGUGAACAGGCCAACUCCUUUGCUGACCAGGUUCAUGAUAUCAUCGACUGCUACAACAGAUCCCUCCCCAGAAAGUCUACACAAACAUCUAGACAACUUGUUACCUCUGGAGCUACUGCCAAUCAGAUGCCAGGGUCUGAGGAUGAUGAGCUAGAGCAGCACCUUCCUGAGACUCAUAUCCCUGCCGACCCUAUUCCAUCUCUGGUCAACACUGCAUACCACUUAUAUGACACUGAUGCAACCCUCGUCAACUCGCACAGCCCUCCAUCAUCUCUGCCUUCCAGCCAGUGCGCAACACCAGAUUUAGAUCUUCCUCUUUCUGCUGCCAUUCACCACUUGCGCUCUGAAUCCACUUUCGAAUCACCAAACCCACAACCAAAGAAAAGAGCUUUGAUAGUAAGAGCUCCCAUCAAGGAGGAGAUCCUUUGCAUGUGGACGUGCAAGUUUUGCUCCAUUGCUUUCGACAUGACCUUUUUGAUGGACGUCAAGCUGUUUGGUGAUUACUUUUUGGAAGUUUAUAUUCUGCUCACAAUUUUUGUCAACACCUACAGCAUGACCAUCACGACCGGAGAUAUUAAUGAGCAUGUUGUCACGCAUGACAUUUCUAGACAACAGGAUCAGUGA
Suillus paluster is the source of this 1620-nucleotide messenger RNA. RefSeq lists its product as uncharacterized. The transcript has 6 exons. Lineage: Eukaryota; Fungi; Basidiomycota; Agaricomycetes; Boletales; Suillaceae. Gene Ontology annotation, cellular component: chromosome; nucleus. The coding region runs from base 1 to 1620 and encodes 539 amino acids. The record is from RefSeq and is a predicted model, not a curated record.